This is a messenger RNA of Postia placenta MAD-698-R-SB12, 1401 nucleotides long. RefSeq lists its product as hypothetical. Lineage: Eukaryota; Fungi; Basidiomycota; Agaricomycetes; Polyporales; Adustoporiaceae. Gene Ontology annotation, molecular function: catalytic activity. The transcript has 8 exons. Bases 1 to 1401 code for a protein of 466 amino acids. The record is from RefSeq and is a predicted model, not a curated record.
AUGCUUAGGCACUGCAAAUUUGAGAAAUUGGCGCAUUCUGGUCGGACGGCCAGUCGUGUUUACAGAGGGCCUUGCAGGCGAGUCGCAGCAGCAUUUCUGGAUGAGACGACUGCGUUUCUAAUCGUAUGGGCUCAGAUCUCGCCAGACCUGCCGUUGUCGGGCGUCCGUGUGUUGGAGCUGGGACAGGUGAUAGCGGGACCGUUCUGCGGCCAACUACUUGGGCAUUUUGGCGCAGAAGUGAUCAAGGUCGAACCGCCGAACGUGGGGGACCCCUUGCGCGUAUGGCGGGAGCUCGAUGUUGACGGUGUGAGCCCUUGGUGGAGGAGCAUCGGACGUAACAAGAAAAGCAUCACAAUUGACUUGCGUAAAGAGGAAGGAAGACAGCUGGUCCGGAAGCUCGCCAUCAAGAGCGACGUCCUACUGGAAAAUUUCAAACCAGGAACGCUGGAAAAAUGGAACCUUGGUCCUGCAGACCUCCAUCCUCACAACCCGUCGCUCAUUUUCACUCGCGUUAGUGGGUAUGGGCAGACGGGCCCCUGGGCUUCUCGACCUGGCUACGCUUCUGUCUGCGAGGCCGAGUCAGGAUUUCGCUUUAUCAAUGGAUACCCUGACCCGGAAACGGGAAUGCUGUCUGGCGCGCCUGUCCGCCCCAACAUCAGCCUUGGCGAUUCGGUCGCAGGGCUUCAUGCAGCAUUUGGCACCGUGCUAGCUCUGCUGUCGAGGAAAGCUAAGGAAGCCAAAGGCCAGAUGGGAGGGCAGACGGUCGAUGUCAGCAUAUUCGAAAGCAUGCUCAAUCUCAUGGAGGGCAUAAUUCCCGAAUAUGAUCGCAAAGGAAAGAUUCGCGGACCAUCCGGCUCGUCCAUUACUGGGAUCGUCCCGACGAACGCCUACCCCUGCAAGCCGUCCUCCACCUCGCCUUCCUCGUACAUCGUCGUGGGGGCUAACGCCGACUCGAUGUACGUCCGGCUGAUGACCGCCAUCGGGCGACCGGACCUCACCGGCCCAAUGUUCGCGCACAAUCAGCACCGUGUCGCGCGACAAGCGGAGAUUGAGACCGCAAUCGCCGCGUGGACGCGCGAGCGCACCGCGGAGGAGGUCGAGGAGGUGCUGCAGGCCGUGGGCGUGCCCACCGGCCGCGUGGCGAGCGUGAAGGAGGUUGUGGAGAACCCGCAGGUGCUCGCGAGGGGAACGGUGGAGGACGUGUGGGUCGGCAAGGAGGAUGGGUGGAGCGUGAAGAUGACGAGGGUCGCACCGGUGCUGGAAGGGUGUGAGAAGGGGACGAAGUGGGCGGGCCCCGAGCUCGGCCAGCAUAAUCGGGAAGUGCUUGUCGGCGAGCUGGGAUUGUCAGAUGAGGAGCUGGAUGCUCUGCAACAGGCGGGCGUGGUUGGCGGUUGCCCCUAA